UUGUAGGGUGGUUGUGAACACAUACUGCUAACACACAUUUAAGUUCAAACAACAUGUAAAAGUGAAUUUUGCAUCCAUUGUCCCCUUCUGAAGUGUUGUAAUUGUAAUAUUUCUGCCCAAUUAGGUCCAAUUGUUUUUGGAUAAAAUGUUUUAAUUUGCUGUAUUGACACACAUUUCAAUACCUGAAGUCUUCUUCACACAAAGUAUACCUAAGCUAUGCUGACUGAUGUAUUUACAUGUGUUCUAAGCUGCUAACAUUGGUGAAGACAUUUUGCCAACUCUCUCACGAGAGGAUAUCCGAGAUCUCUUUCCUGGUCCUGAGCACUUCCUGCGGCGCAAAGCCAUUUGGCUUUUGACUCAUAAGGAAGAACAGGGGCACAGCAUUCCUGUUGAAGUCCAAGGUUCAUCAGCAGAUGACAAACAUACUGAAAGUUCAAAACAAGAUGACCCCAGCACUUCAAAGUUUUUAAAGUUACCCAGCCCAGAAUAUGUUCUCUUCACUGACAGUGAGCUACAACAGGUGAGACGCACAUACUUUGAGCAGCAGCGUCUUGGAAAAGAGGGUGACGUCACCUUAUCAAAGGAGCUAUUCUGCCGGCUCAUCCGAAAUACCAUGACAAACAUGAUAUCCAUUGCAAGAGCAUCUUCAGAUGACUACAAAUAUCCCACUAAACAUGAAGUUAUUGCCAUGGCAAAACGGUUAGUGGAAUACUACCCUAUGAUAAAAGAUAAGUCAACUGGAUCUAGGCAUGAGUGGGACACCGUUGCCAAAAAGCUCCUGAAGCGACUUUCAAAUAUCCGAAGUCCCAUGAAGGCCAAACAGCCUCCUUCCAAAAGAGCACGUCAGGACAAAGAACCUUCUGCUGCAGUGACAAGUGACUAUGAUGCUGAUUCCAGUGCUUCAACAGUCAAUUUGUCACCACCUUCAAGAUCAAGCACCCCACGGCAAGAAAAUGACAGCAUUGAUGAAGCAUCUGAUGGUCCAGACAACAGCCUUGACAGCCAGAAAACCCAGGCAAGACAUUACAGGACUCUACAAGAAAUGUACAAAGCAAAGAAGCCAAACAAAGCUGCUGUAACCCAUCUAUUAGACCUGGAGUUCCAGUCCAGAAGAAACUUCAUUGACUCAAAUGCUUUAAAGGAGCAAGACAAACCAACAAAAAUUUUGCAAGCAUACCCCUGCUUCAAAGAACUGGACCAUGCAAUGGAUGAACUCCGGAGAAUCAUUGAGCCAAACAAUUGCCAAUACAUUUCUGAAGUGAAGGACAGGUGGAAGACCUUCUACUCCAAGGUUCAGUUUUAUGGAGUGAUGAAAAAAGUCAUGAAGCCUCCAAGGACAUUAAAUGGAGUUGAACAUGCCAUUGCUGUUUUUACUGCCCUGCCGCUGCUCUUCCCAUCUGGCUCUGCAGCACCGAAGAAACGGGUCCCAAUCAGUGAGGCUCUUUUCCAUGUUUUGACGUCCUCAGAGGAUCCGGAUACCUACAUCCACAGGCGCGCAUUUUCCAGUCCUGUCUUGCUGGUUGGUGAGGAGAACUGCAUGGUGGUUGUAGGUACAAGUCCAAUUCUAACAUUUGACAAAGACUUGCUCUAUGAGGGGCCUCUCUACCUCCUGGCCUAUUACUAUGCAUUUCAUCUCACAUAUCCAAAGUAUCUUGCAACACUCUUGUCUGUGUUGCAAACACAAGUUCUGAGAGAUGUCAUCCACGAGCAGGAUGCAACCCCCUCGUACAAAAAGGCCAUUAAUGAAUGGAGAAUGUUUGUUGACUAAUUGCUGUUUCAAACCUGUUGUAUGGCUGAGGCUGAGAGACAGCUGCAGUGUUUUUUUUCUUUUUUUUUUUUUUGGUUUUGUUUCUUCCAUUACAUUUGCACUUGAUUUGCACUGUUAGGAGUUUUUUUCUAGGUUUCAUGUAUCUGACAUACAAUAAUGCAGGAAUACAUUCAAGUAAUUGCUGUGUGUAACUUACGGAACUGCUGUUUGAGGUUAUACAGUGUUGUUCUGUGCCGGGUAUUUUAUUAGUUUAAAAAAAUGUAUUAGUUUUGGACUGUUCAUCCUGUUUUGCUAUACCCCAGUUGUUUAAGCGGAAAUCUGCCAUACAUUAAAGGCAUUGUUGACCCAAACCUCAUUUAGUUUCUACCCUUACAGUAUGUUAUUUCAAACCUGGAUUUCUUUGUUCUGUUGUAUGCAGAAGGAGAUAUUAUUGAGAAUGUUGGUAACUGUUGAUGGUAGCUAUUGACUUUCACAGUAUUUUUAAUAUUUUUCCUGCUAUGGAAGUCAAUUUUUUGGGUUGCUAUCAUUUUAAUGCAGUAAAUUGAUUCAGUAAUUGCUGUUUGAAGCUUAAAGGCCUGCUGUUUGAGUUUGUGUAUACAGCUAGACUGAGACAUUUGCAUAGAAUGUUUGCUGUUAAUCUGUGACAAGCUAGCCUUGGAAUCAGUUUAUUCUGC
Messenger RNA from Clarias gariepinus (North African catfish), 2442 nucleotides. RefSeq lists its product as uncharacterized. Bases 614 to 1768 code for a protein of 384 amino acids. NCBI's taxonomy places the organism in Eukaryota, Metazoa, Chordata, Actinopteri, Siluriformes, Clariidae. The record is from RefSeq and is a predicted model, not a curated record. The transcript is spliced from 7 exons.